CAGCCUCUUUCCAUUAAUUUCUUGGUUUGCGGAGGAAGGAGCGGCAGCGCAGAUUUGGAGGAGAUAUUUUGGAACAUGCGAGAUAAAGGCAGGCCACAGGAGCGAUGCUGACACUGCCGUUCGAGGAGCCUCACAUGAUGUGCGAGCCGCGAUUCGGUGCCAAUUAUCCCCGAGAAAGCCUCCCCGAGAGCCUGGAGCCGGAGCAGCAGCGCAGCCGCGACAGGGCCGGCUCGGACCUGCGGGAGGCCGAAGACGACAUCUCCGACAGGGAGGAGGACGAGCGGGAGGACGAGCGGGACGAGGACGGCAUCCCCAAGAAGCGGGGCCCCCGAAAAAAGAAGCCCUGCAAGGAGCAGGUGGACAGGGCCAAGAUGCGGCGCCAGGAGGCCAACGCCCGCGAGCGCAGCCGGAUGCACGGCCUGAACGCCGCGCUGGAGAGCCUGCGCAAAGUUGUGCCGUGCUACUCCAAAACUCAGAAGCUGUCCAAGAUCGAGACGCUCAGGCUGGCCAAGAACUACAUCUGGGCCCUGUCGGAGACCCUGAGCGCGGGCAAGAGGCCGGACCUGCUCGCCUUCGUGCAGACUUUGUGCAAAGGAUUAUCUCAGCCGACGACCAACUUGGUGGCCGGAUGCUUGCAGCUGAACGCCAGAAACUUCCUCACAGACCACAACGGGGAGGUCAUGUUCUCCGGCAGGUCGCCCUACAACGCCAUGUACUCGUACCCGGGCUCGGACAUGAACGCGCCCGCCGGUCACAGCGGCGGCAGCCUGGACGGCGGCGCCAAGCCGUUCCGACCCUACGGCUACGGCGGCGCGUACGAGGCCUACUACGAGAGCCAGUCCCCGGAGGGCGCGAGCCCGCACCUCGACGGCCAGCUGAGCCCGCCCAUGAACUUCAACGGGAUUUUCUCCCUGAAGCACGACGACCCGCCGGACUACGGCAAGAGCGCGCACUACGGCGUGCGCUACUGCGGCGCGCCGGGACGCGCGGCUCUGGCGCACAACUCGGUGUACAGAGUGUCCCCGGAGGCCCGGUUCCCCUACGACCUGCACGUCCGCAGCCAGUCCUUCCAAACACAGGGGGAGGUUAAUGGAUCCUUCCACAAUUAAUAUCGACGAGCUGGACACGUUUU
Molecule: messenger RNA, 1132 nt
Organism: Salarias fasciatus (jewelled blenny)
Lineage: Eukaryota; Metazoa; Chordata; Actinopteri; Blenniiformes; Blenniidae
Gene: neurod6b
Product: neuronal differentiation 6b
Exons: 2
Coding region: 105-1109 (334 amino acids)
Biological process (GO): positive regulation of transcription by RNA polymerase II; sensory organ development; axon development
Cellular component (GO): nucleus
Molecular function (GO): DNA-binding transcription factor activity, RNA polymerase II-specific; protein dimerization activity; E-box binding
Source: RefSeq, a predicted model, not a curated record